Molecule: messenger RNA, 1434 nt
Organism: Penicillium salamii
Lineage: Eukaryota; Fungi; Ascomycota; Eurotiomycetes; Eurotiales; Aspergillaceae
Source: the annotation of a GenBank genome assembly
AUGGCGAGCUUCAGAGUCAGCCACGCUUCUAGGCGCAGCCUUUCGUCCCUCCACAAAAAGCCCCUCCAUUUACCAAGCCCUGUAGCCGCUUUCCCCAGUCAGAGCCUCCUCGACGAAGAAAAAUGCCCAAGAUACAGCCCCAAAUCCUGGUAUCCAGCCAAACCCGGCGAGAUCCUCGCCGAGAAAUACCAGCUGAUGACCAAGAUAGGCUGGGGAUCUGGCUCAACAGUGUGGCUUGCACGCGACAUGGAUCGUUUACGAUGGCAGUCUGAAGAAGCAGUGGCUUUGAAGAUAUUCAACGCGCGAGACUCUGAUUCGGCAAAGUUUGAGCUUGAAGAACUAAUUGCGCGACAAAAUCCGUCUCAUCAGGGAUAUGGCAGUGUGCGCACUUGUUUAGGACAUUUCGAAUUUAACCACGGCGAACAGAAACACGCGUGCCAGAUUUAUCAGCCUUUGCGUGAGACUAUGGACAUAUUUACGAAGCGAUUCCCGGAUUGCAAGCUACCACUCCCGAUUGCAAAAGCUUAUAUUCUUCUCCUCCUCCUGGGGAUUGACUACCUGCAUGCGGAGUGUCGGAUCGUGCAUACAGUACAGAAUGCUGACCUUCAGCUCUCAUUGUCAGACCUCAAACUCACAAAUAUCCUCAUGACCUUUGAGAACGAAAAAGUCCUUCCUCGAUUCAUGCAGGACUAUGUCCUGAACAACCCCAUGGAAUACAAAAUCGACCCCAAGACCAACCGAACCAUCUACCGCAGCAUUGACAGUCUAGGGGAUCUGGAAGUCGAUGAUAUCGCCAACAUGCUACCGAAGAUAGCCGAUUUCGACGCCGCGAUGCUCACAGAGCCUAAUCCUGACCCACAGGAUAAAUCCCAACCUAAAGCCGUCUAUACCUAUCCCAUUCAGUCAGACUACUACCGAGCACCAGAAGUUGUUUGUGGGUAUGGAUGGGAUACAACGGCAGAUAUCUGGAAUUUCGGUGUUCUGAUGUGGAAUAUCAUCGAAGGCACAGAGCUAUUCACCCAGGUUCAAGAUGCUGAACACCGAUACGAUCCCAAAUCACACAUUGGUGAGAUGGUUGGCUUCCUCGGUUCACCGCCAAAGCCGAUAUUGAAGAGGAUGGACGCGUUGGCGCAUGCUUCUUUUGUUGACGAUGGCCCUGUGAGUGUGGAGAACGGGCCCCUGUAUAGUACUCCGCGAGAGCUGUACGGCGGACCGUAUCUCGAUGAAGAAGGCAACUUUCUCUAUGAGGACCUUAUACCCAAGCGCAAACUCGAAGAUACGGUUCCCUCACUGAAGGGCGAAGAGAAAGAGUUGUUCCUUUCAUUCGCGAGGGAGAUGCUGACGUGGGAUCCAUCAGCGAGAAAGACUGCUGCUGAGCUAGCACAGCAUCCCUUCCUGAACUUCGGUGGCUAUGUAGUCAAAAAUCUCGUCUAA